GUGUGACACACGACACGUUAACUAAACUUAUUUCUGAGAUGGAAUCAAAUCAAUCCCAUUGGAAAGAAAUGAGCAAAAUCGAUUUAAGUACAAAAAAUAUAGAGUCGUUAAAUCAUUUGAGUGAACUUCUGCCUAAAUUAAAAGAAUUAAAUUUAAAUAAUAACUUGUUGCGUUAUUUAACUGGUACAUCUGCGUCGUUGACCACUUUACAAGUCAGAGGAAAUAGACUAACGAGUCUAACGAGUUUUGCACAUUUACCUAAUUUGGAAUACUUGGAUAUAUCACAAAAUCGGAUCGAGACAUUAACAGACCUUCAUCGCCUUGAACAUUUACGUGAAGUGUUUGCUGAUGAUAAUUUAAUUGCAUGCUGUUAUAACGUGUUACGUGUACCAGGAUUAGUGAAAUUAAGUUUGAGGAAAAACAAACUCAAAUCUGUGGAUUUUGAAUCGUGCGACUUGCGUCGACUGGAAUUACUUGACUUAUCUGAAAAUAAAAUAGAAUUAAUAGAAAAUGUUGAAAGACUAAUAGCAUUAAAGGCACUAAAUUUAGAUCAUAAUCUUCUACGUUCUUUUAGUGUCACAACAAAUAUGCCGCAGCUUACUUGUCUUCGUGUAUGUUAUAACAAAUUAUCAGAACUGGAUGUUUCGUCGUUUCCUAGUUUAAGAUUAUUAUGGGUAGAUGAAAAUCGUCUGAAGGAAAUUAAACGUUUCGAAACUCUGGCGUUUUUGGAAACUUUUUCUGCACGAGAUCAGAAAGGUGGGCAAAUGUAUUUAUCCUUAAAACAUUUACGUGAUUUUAAACAUAUUUACUUGUCUGGAAAUCCGAUAAAAACUUUAGAACCUAUAAUCGAUUUUUACAAGCUAGAAUAUCUUGAACUUGCAGCUGCACAAAUCAAAGAAUUGCCUCAUAAAUUAAAUCACGUUUGUCCCAGCAUAAUCGUGUUAAUAUUAAGCUAUAACGAAUUGCGGGAUCUUACGUCUCUUCGUAAAAUGAAACGAUUAAGGCGAUUGUUUUUAGAAGGCAAUCGUAUAUAUGAUUAUAUGGCCUUUUCUGAGGUGUUAAAAACUUUGCCUAAAUUAAAAUAUUUGGAUACGAGAAAUAAUCCGUUUUCAAGCAAUUUUUAUCCAACUAUCCCGGCUGUUGCCUCAUCGUUGGUUCACCAAAAUUCUUAUGCUAUGCAUCGUGUCCCAGAAGAAGAAAUGGAAUGGGAUCGUCGGGAUGAAGACUUUAAACAAAAUCUAGAAGAUCAGUGGUUUGUUAAAAGAUGUUUUUACAGAUAUGACGUUUUUCGUCGAUGUCCGAAUAUUGAAUGGCUUGAUGGAUCCUCAAUUGAUCCAAAGGAAAAAGAAUUGGGAAGUAACUUACUAAAUGUGGAUACAGCUAAAAUCUUGAAAUCUGCGUAAAGGAUACGUUUUGCUGUCAUAAUAUUAGUCUAGAGAUUUUUUAUGCAAAUAAAUUAUUGUUAAACCAUUACUUAUAGAAAAGGAUAUUUUUCGGAUUUUAUACCAGACAAAUUAACCUUUUAAUCGUAUCUUUAUCACUAAUUGUAUUUAUAAACUUUUCCACUCAAGGAAUUCGUGAGACAUUGAGAUAAGGAUAUUACGUAAUAUUUUUUGUCCAAAUUAUUUUGUAAUCACUUAUUACUUUUUCGGAAUAGAAAAAAAAUCUAAUCUUAUCUAAUCAAACAAAUAAUGUCACGAUUAGUUUUGUUUUUAGUCUAAGUUAAUAAGGUA
Messenger RNA from Rhizophagus irregularis DAOM 181602=DAOM 197198, 1733 nucleotides. RefSeq lists its product as uncharacterized. The record is from RefSeq and is a predicted model, not a curated record. NCBI's taxonomy places the organism in Eukaryota, Fungi, Glomeromycota, Glomeromycetes, Glomerales, Glomeraceae. Gene Ontology annotation, molecular function: protein binding.